AUGUCAGCUGGUAAUGAACUCAAUAAAUUAUUAUGCAAUAAUCCACUUAUUGUAGUUAAAAAGAUCAUGAGCGAAUCUGAUUCUUUUCAUGUUGCAACUUCUCUUUACCUUAAGCUCCAAAGCGAAAGUCUUCAAGAUGAUGUUAUUUGUUAUGUGAAAGAAGAUCUUAUAUGUUAUAUAAAGGAAAUUAAACAGUAUAGUUUCAAUCAUAGCAUUAUUAUUGGGGAAUGUUAUUGUGGAAUGCUUUUUCUGGACUGCUAUAGUCGUGUAUUUGAUUUGGAUUCUAUGAUGAAUGUAUUAUGGUUUCUUAGAAAUUAUUUUGAAAUAAAGUCAAAGGAAUCUAAGACUGCCCGGGUGGCAUAG
This is a messenger RNA of Racocetra fulgida, 363 nucleotides long. Lineage: Eukaryota; Fungi; Glomeromycota; Glomeromycetes; Diversisporales; Gigasporaceae. The record is from the annotation of a GenBank genome assembly.